ACCGAAUAGCACGCAUGCGCGCCGUACACAAAGGCGCUCCGGAUCGGUAAAGGUUAAAAAUGAGAAGAAAUUUGUCUCCAGGAAGCUCAAACAUGGCACACCAGUUUUGUUGACUCUGUCUAGAUAUUUAAUAAGUGGAGCAAGGGAUUCAAUCGACCAUCCUUCCUACUCACACUGUGGGGAGGGAUUAACUUGGUCAUUUGACCAACUGGCAAGCCCGUCAUUUUACACAGGAAAAAGGCCAUUCACUUGCUCAGAAAGUGGGAAUGGAUUCACUCAGUUAUCUCAAUUGGAAGGUACAAGUUCACACUGGGCAAGGCCAUUCAUCUGUUCUGUGUGUGAGAAAGGAUUCAGUUGGUCUUCCCAUCUGUGGACACACCAGUCAGUUCACACCACACUGGGCAGAGGCUGGUCAUCUGCUGAAUUUCUGGGAAAGGAUUCACUCAGUCAUUUGACCUAAUGGCUCACCAGCGAGUUCACACCAGGGAGCGGCCGUUCACCUGCUCAGUCUGUGAUAAGAGAUUCACUCACUCUUCCACCCUAUGGAAACACCAGCGAGUUCAUACUGGGGAGAAGCCAUACAUCUGCUCAGUCUGUGGGAAGAGAUUCACUGAGUCAUCCACCCUACUGGUACAUCAGCGAGUUCACACUGGGGAGAAGCCGUUCACCUGCUCUGUCUGUGGGAAGGGAUUUACUCGGUUAUCCCACCUACAGAGUCACGAGCGAGUUCACACUGGGGAGAGGCCUUUCACCUGCUCAGUCUGUGGGAAGAGAUUCACUGAUCCAUCCAACCUACAGAGACAUCAUCGAGUUCACACUGGGGAGAAGCCGUUCACCUGCUCAGAAUGUGGGAAAGAAUUCACUGAGUUAUCCAACCUGCAGAGUCACCAGCGAGUUCACACUGGGGAGAAGCCGUUCACCUGCUCAGAAUGUGGGAAAGGAUUUACUGCUUCAUCCACCCUGCAUAGUCACCAGCGCGUUCACACUGGGCAGAAGCCUUUCACCUGCUCAGUCUGUGGGAAAGGAUUCACUCGGUCAUCCAACCUACAGAGUCAUCAGCAAGUUCACACUGGGGAGAGGCCGUUCACCUGCUCAGUCUGUGGGAAGAGAUUCUCUCAUUCAUCCACCCUACAGAAUCAUCAGCGAGUUCACACUGGGGAGAAGCCAUUCACCUGCUCAGUCUGUGGGAAGAGAUUCACUCAGUCAUCCCAAGUACAGAGUCAUCUGCGAGUUCACACUGGGGAGAAGCCGUUCACCUGUUCAGAAUGUGGGAAGGGAUUUACUCAGUUAUCCCAACUACUGAGUCAUCAGCGAGUUCACACUAGGGAGAAGCCGUUCACCUGCUCAGUCUGUGGGAAGGGAUUCACUGAUCCAUCCAACCUACAGAGUCAUCAGCUAGUUCACACUGGGGAGAAGCCGUUCACCUGUUCAGAAUGUGGGAAGGGAUUUGCACAGUCAUCCCAACUACUGAGUCAUCAGCGAGUUCAUACUGAUGAGAGACCAUUCCCCUGCUCAGUCUGUGGAAAGAGAUUCACACAUUCAUCCACCCUACAGAGACACCAGCGAGUUCACACUGGGGAGAAGCCAUUCACCUGCUCAGUCUGUGGGAAGAGAUUCACUCGGUCAUCUGACCUACAGAGUCAUCAUCAAAUUCACACUGGGAAGAAGCCGUUCACUUGCUCAGAAUGUGGGAAGAGAUUCACUCAUUCAUCCACCCUACAGAAUCACCAGCGAGUUCACACUGGGGAGAGGCCAUUCCCCUGCUCAGUAUGUGGGAAGAGAUUCACUCGCUCUUCCACCCUGCAGAGACAUCAGCAAGUUCACAAUGGGGAGUGGCCAUUGUUAUGAAUCCCUAGGUUUCAUUUGCUGUGGACUGUCAUUUGAAGAGAGAGACAGAGAUUAAGAAGGUGAAUCAGUCUGACUUACAGCUUAUUUACAUCGCUCGCAGCUUGUUUAGUUUUAACCGAUGACACAGACACUCUGAGUCAGAAGGAGGAAAAACGGAAGGAUCAAAAUCCAGGAACCAGCGGCCAAGGGUCUGAUGCGCCAUCAAUAACUCUCGGAGACCUGAGGCGAGAUAUGGGCUUUUAUUAGCUGAAAAAUUGAACACUCUCAGCAGCAGAACAGCAAGAGAUCAAGGAGCCGUGCCUCCAAUCUCCUUUAUACAGGGGUCUGUGGGAGGACAUAGGAGCAGUCAGCAAGGGGGGGGAACGGGACGUGUCCU
This is a messenger RNA of Hypanus sabinus (Atlantic stingray), 2224 nucleotides long. RefSeq names its product gastrula zinc finger protein XlCGF26.1-like. The coding region runs from base 460 to 1848 and encodes 462 amino acids. Lineage: Eukaryota; Metazoa; Chordata; Chondrichthyes; Myliobatiformes; Dasyatidae. Gene Ontology annotation, biological process: regulation of transcription by RNA polymerase II. The record is from RefSeq and is a predicted model, not a curated record. Gene Ontology annotation, molecular function: DNA-binding transcription factor activity, RNA polymerase II-specific; RNA polymerase II cis-regulatory region sequence-specific DNA binding. The transcript has 2 exons.